AUGUCAGAUGCAGCGGCGCGACGGCUCAUGAAGGAGCUGAAUCAGUUGAAAACUGAAAAUCCAGCCGGACUGCUCAUCGACAACACCAUAACGAGUCAUGAUUUGAAGCAAUGGAAAAUCGGAGUGGUGGGCGCCGAGGGAACGUUGUAUGCCGGCGAGGUGUUCACCUUGCAAUUCACAUUCGGACCACAGUACCCGUUUAAUUCGCCAGAGGUCAUGUUCGUCGGCGACACCAUCCCCGCGCACCCGCACAUCUACUCAAACGGUCAUAUCUGUCUAUCGAUUCUAUCUGACGAUUGGACGCCAGCCCUCAGCGUCCAAUCAGUGUGCCUUUCGAUUCUCUCGAUGCUCUCAUCGUCAAAAGAGAAGAAGCAUCCGAUCGACGACGCGAUCUAUGUGAGAACGUGCAAUAAGAAUCCGAGUAAGACUCGCUGGUGGUUCCAU
Messenger RNA from Caenorhabditis briggsae, 444 nucleotides. RefSeq names its product Protein CBR-UBC-16 (gene Cbr-ubc-16). The annotation marks the transcript as partial. The record is from RefSeq and is a predicted model, not a curated record. The transcript has 2 exons. NCBI's taxonomy places the organism in Eukaryota, Metazoa, Nematoda, Chromadorea, Rhabditida, Rhabditidae.